Molecule: messenger RNA, 1621 nt
Organism: Malania oleifera
Lineage: Eukaryota; Viridiplantae; Streptophyta; Magnoliopsida; Santalales; Ximeniaceae
Product: probable folate-biopterin transporter 6
Exons: 4
Coding region: 33-1598 (521 amino acids)
Source: RefSeq, a predicted model, not a curated record
CAUUCUCUCUUCCAUCCCCCCACCCAUCACCCAUGUGCUCCUCUGAAACCCACCACCUCAACCAUCCCUCCGGCAGCCCUCCGCCCACAGCCGACCAAAAGCUCCUCCCGUCCCCGCCGCUCAUCAUGACAAACAUGAACCCUCUUAAUAAUAUGCAUAUGCCCACCAUUGGCAUCAUAAAUAACAUCCUCUUCCAACCACUCCACUGGCUCCAAAUGCUCUGCCGAGAGCUGGACCCCAGCUUCAUCGCCGGCGUCGCCCUCGUCUACGGCCUCAGCCAAGGCUUCGCCGCCUCCUUCUUCCGCGUCGUCUCCGACUUCUACUGGAAAGACGUCCAGCGGGUCCAGCCCUCCGCCGUGCAACUCUACAUGGGUCUCUACUACCUGCCCUGGCUCAUGAAGCCCCUCUGGGGUCUCCUCACCGACGUCUUCCCCAUUAUGGGCUUCCGCCGCCGCCCCUACUUCGUCCUCGCUGGCGUCCUCGGCGCCGUUUCCGCGCUGGCCGUCGCCGCAUGCGGGAAGCUGCCCGAGGCGUUGGCGCUGGGCUGCUUGGUGGGGGUAACGGCGGCCAUGGCGAUCGCCGACGUGACUAUUGAUGCUUGCGUCGCCGGUUACAGCGUGGAGAAGCGGUCGUUGGCGCCGGACAUGCAGAGCCUUUGUGGGUUCUGCUCGUCGGCGGGUGCUCUGGUCGGCUACUCCACCAGCGGCUUAUUUGUACAUCAUCUUGGAGCUCAGGGGGCACUGGGGCUCUUGGCCCUUCCGCCGGCUUCAAUGAUAGUGCUUGGAUUUAUGAUGUACGAGUUAAGAACAACUCAUUUUGGGAAGAAGAAGGCAAUAGACAAGGUAGGAGGAGCCAUGGCUGGAAUGUAUAAAACAAUAAAGUUGCCUCAAGUGUGGAAGCCAUCCCUUUACAUGUAUCUCUCCCUUGCCCUCAGCAUAAGUACCCAUGAAGGGCAGUUCUAUUGGUACACUGACCCUAAAGGUGGUCCUGCCUUUUCCCAGGAGUUUGUGGGGAUGAUAUAUGCAAUUGGUGCAUUGGCUUCCAUGGUAGGCAUUCUAAUCUACCACAAGACCCUAAAACACUAUCCCUUCAGAAACCUCCUCUUCUUUGCUCAACUCCUCUAUGGUGCCUCUGGAAUGCUUGACGUUGUUUUCAUCCUUCGAUGGAACAUUGCCCUUGGAAUCCCAGACUCAUUCUUCGUAGUCGCCGAAGAAUGCUUCUCUCGAAUCGUGAGCAGAAUUCGGUGGAUGCCGAUGAUCGUGUUGAGUACUAGACUGUGCCCUGCCGGGAUUGAAGGCACCUUCUUUGCACUCCUAAUGUGCAUUGAUAGUUUAGGAUCGUUGUCCUCCAAGUUGGGUGGAGGAGUGGUCCUUCAUCUGUUGAAUGUCUCGAGGACUAAUUUCAAGAGCUUGUGGUUGGCAGUUCUAGUGAGAAACAUUAUGAGAAUUGCAACUUUAGGUCUCAUUUUUUUGGUUCCUAAAGCUGAUCAUAUGGAUGAUUUGUUUCCUUCUGAUAUUGUGAAGAGGUGUUCUACUGGGGAUGUAAACAAUGAGGAAUGCUUGCAACUUGUCUCCGUUGAUGAGAAAGUUGAAGCUUAGUAACAAAUUAACUUUUGGGAACA